UCUUCGCAUAUGCAUCAUGAUUUUUUUCGCACGUAUCUUUUCUUUGCUCUCUAUACUAGCCCAUAGUGCGUUCCUUCCGUUCGCAUUUGAGAUGUCGUCCGUGCAGCUAAUCGACGACGUUAUCAUAGUUUUGUUUCCAUCGGUAAUGCUAUCGGUGCAUCUCUGUCAGCUCCAGCAAGACGACGUGAUCGACCUUUCCAGGAUAAUGUCGCGGAAGGGAUUGACGCAUGAGAUCCAUCGCGACCUCGAGGAGUUCCUGACACGGAGCCACGACAAUCGGGAGCACAAAAUGUUGUACGUGUUGGACCUGGACUGCGACUAUGCGCUUCCACUUUUGAGAUCGGCAAACGCUACCGGCAUGUUCAUGGCACCGAUCAAGUGGUUGCUGCUUCAAGAUAACGCGACCAUAGACAUAUUAGAAACGUUCAAAGAUAUGGCCGUUUUCCCAGACAGCGAGGUGAUUCUAGCCAGAAGGUUGGAGGGGGCCAAUCACUUCACGGAAAUAACGUCCAUCUACCGCCCUAGCCCGCUUCGCGACGCGAUAAUAGAGAAUCGAGGGAACUGGACGAGCAACGGAGGAGUUCGUCUGGCAAAUAUUCAUGCAACCUCGCGACGUAGGAGAGACUUACUUGGAACACCUUUAAAAUCCUGUCUCGUGAUGACCGAUCCUGAUACGAUCAACCAUCUAACCGAUUACGAAAAUAAGCACAUAGAUCCAGUUACGAAGGCCAAUUAUCCUUGGAUACUGCACAUUGUCAGUCGAAUGAACGCAACCGUUACCUUUCGUAUAUCGAACACUUGGGGAUAUCGCGAAGAAAAUGGCUCGUGGAGCGGCAUGAUGGGGAUGCUGCAGCGUCAAGAGAUCGAUAUAGGAGGCACUGCAACCUUCUUUAUAGCGCAGCGAAUCGGUGUGGUUGACUACGUGCAACUGUACACUCGUACAAAUUCGGCUUUCAUAUUCCGUCAACCCUUGCUGUCGACCGUCAGCAACAUUUUCACGCUGCCGUUUCAGCGAUCGGUUUGGAUAGCGAUUGGGAUUCUUCUGCUGAUAGUGCUAGGCUUGCUUCACUUCACGUCGAAGUGGGAAUAUCAUCGUGGCGCAUCGCUGGCCAGGGCCGAGUAUUGGCAGCAAUUCAAUCCGGCCGAGCAAACACUCAGCGAUAAUUUUAUGGUAGUAUUGGGAGCGGUAGCGCAACAAGGAUACUCUUACGAGCCAUACCGUGUUUCCCCCCGAAUCGUUACCCUGAUGCUUUUGAUUGCUGCUCUCAGCUUGUACGCUUCUUACACGGCGAAUAUCGUUGCUCUACUUCAGUCCACCACUGAUUCCAUCAAGACUCUGACCGAUUUGUUCCAUAGUCCAUUGAAACUGGGUGCUCAAGACGUAGUCUAUAGCCGAUAUUAUUUCAAGUCCUUUGAUGAUCCGAUAAGAAGGGCCAUAGUGGACCAGAAGAUCGAACCCAAGGGUCAGAACACUUCGUGGAUGACGAUUCAAGAGGGAGUUCAUCGCGUGAAAAACGAAUUAUUCGCGUUGCAUGGGGAACGAGGUACGGUGUACAAGAUAAUGCAGGAAACGUAUCAAGAGGAAGAAAAAUGCGGAAUCACGGAGCUUGAUUUCAUUAAAGUGUUGUUCCCUCUGUUAGUGAUACAAGUUCGAUCUCCGUACUUGGAGAUCGUCAAGAACACGGCUCUUCUGUUACGCGAGACUGGCCUGAAAUAUCGCGAAGAGUACCGACUAUACACGGAGAAACCCAAGUGCCAAGGUCAGACGAGCUUCAUCAGCAUAGGCUUCACCGAGUGCUACUUUGCGUUGGUCUCGAUGGGUUACGGCACGCUUCUCAGUCUCGUCGUGUUAACGCUGGAGCUACUCUGGCACAAACAGUGGGAAUUGAUGAGCUUUGCUUCGAUAACGGUCGCUCCUCUUUGUGAUAGAACGGCCGAAAGUGACACAGCUGCCUGGGAACACAGUGGCUCGCUCGAAUUCCUCGAGGAGGAGACAUUUCUGAAUAACGCAGGCGAGAAUAUGGAACAGCAUUGGAAGGUAAAGAAGAGUCGUUUGAUAUUAAUGAUGUCGUUGUUCAAGACGAAAGAAUGGUGGCGGACGAGGUGCGGAGCGAACGAAACCUUCGACAGGUACAGUCUACUAGCGGUUCCAUUAUUCGGAGAAGAGAAGAAGGACAUCUUAAUAGUGGGAAGUUACGAUGGUUACUUGAGGAUGUACAGUCCUUCCUCACAGUGGCUGGAGGAAACAAAAUCGCCGACAAACUACAAAUCUACGGACUUGAUGAUCGAGGCUCGACUUGGCAAUUGUAUCGUGGACGUUAAAGCGGGGAAGUUCGUCUCGGGAUCCCAAGAUUUACGUCUAGCAAUAUUAACGUCUUCGAAGCUGCUCGUAUAUAACGCGGUCCUGGUAGAGGAAUCCACGGAAUACGGUGACAGGUGCGAAUUGAAGAUCGUCUACGAGCACACGUUGGCUAAAUUUCCGGCCUCGUUGACGAUAGGAGCAUUCGGCGGUGUUCGCGGCAGGGACUUUCUCUGCGUUCAAUCAUUGGACGGCACGCUUCUGUUUUACGAACAAGAGAUGUUCGCGUUCAGCCAAGUGCUCAGGAACCGUUUGUUAGCCCAGCCAAUUGUGUAUGUCUCACGGCACGACGUGUUCGUCACAGCCAGCUCCUCCUGGUUCCUCGAGUGUUAUAGGCACGUGCGGAUUAAUCGGUACCAGAGUAUGGCGGAGAAUACGAGACGCAAAGAGGAACGAGACGAGCAACAGCGGCCCUGCGGCACCAGUCUGGAGCCAGAUUGGAGUUUCAACAUUGGAGAGGCCAUUUUGGCUAUCGAGGCUGUUACGUUGACUAGCUUUGAGGUUGGUAUCAUGGUACUCGGCGAGAGACACCUCUACUGCUUAAAGGACAAUUGCGCGUCGGUGAAGUACGCGAAGAGGCUCGAAUACAGGCCGCUCUGCUUUCGACCUUACGUUAUUGAACCGGAUGGGAAGUUGAUGGUGCUCGUAAUCGCCGACACGGGCACUCUGAUGAUUUACGAGGGCAGCACGCUCAAGUGGUCAGCGCAAUUACCUUUCGUACCAGUUACCGUUGCCAGAGUUCAGCUUCAGCACUUGCAGGGGGUGAUCGUCGUUUUGUCGGAGGACGGUCGGCUGGAGGCUUGUUACUUAGGUUCCGAGCCGAGUAUGUUCGUCGCGCCGCCUCUUCAUUCACGGGGAUACGAUUACACGACUGCCGAACAAGAAUUGACAGAUCUGCGAGCUCUUUUGAAGAGGAGGAAAGAUUCUGAGACUCAAACUAGCGACGCAGGAGUAGACGCGGAGCUGAUCGUCUUGGUGAACGUUUCACCGGACUUGAAACCCCGCGUCCAUUCAGUGAACGAGGGCUGUUUUGAAGAAGAAAGUCAAGCAAUGCAACAACAAAUGACCUGCUCCGUCGCUAUAGAUUUGUCCUCGUACGCGACUCUUUGUGAUCUUCAGGUCUGCGUGAACGUUUCUAGACCCCUAGUAGCGACCAACACUUUCUACGCCCUUCCUAUCCUUUGUAAACGGCACGUGACCGAAAUUGAUGUGUACGUGGACGGAGACUCUGCACCCAUAUCCUCGGAGAUCCUAGUAACCGUAACUUAUCGGACGGAUGCCGGUAACUUGAGGGCGCUUCGACGAAUCGGCCAACUGCCGCUAAAGAUGAUGCUGAGAAGCAGCCCGCCGGAGAACGUGGCCACGUUCACGAACGUGAUCAAGUGCAGCGAUUCUCUGCUCGGAUUCGUUCAGCUGUUUCCUGAAUUCAGCGGGGAUGAGUGUCAGAGGCAAGGCUGGAACGCAUUGGGGCUACGCCACUUGUACUCUGGGCACACGGUCACCGUCGUUUCCGGUAAUGCUAGCAAUCGCUAUCGAGUUCAGAGCAACGAUGGAUUAUCCUCAAUUUUGAUCGUUGAACGCCUGAUCGAGAGACUAAGAGAGAGGAGCAAGGGGAUUCUGGUGAGCAGCGUCGCUCAGAAUCACCAACAGUUGAUGUAUCAUCGAUUAGAGGGUCAUUUCCUCGCGCGACGAGAAAUCGACAGGAUAACGGCUGAGAUCAGACUGCUGACGGGCCAGCUGAGGAACGUCCAAAGGAAGAUGUUGCGAGCCGUGAGAGAGAGAAACGAACGAUCUCUGACCGACACUGUGCUGCCGUUUCUCUUUGAGUCGACAUAUCGCGCGAUCUUCGGGCUCCUCGAACAACUUGUCAAAGCUCGAGAGGAACGAGAGCGAACUAGCCACGAGCUUCGAUGCAGUCUUCGAUUGCUAUUGCUAUUGCUACGACUGAACGUGACCGACGAAAAAUACGCGUUACUCCAGGCAGCGAUCGGUUUCGAGCCACGUUCUUCCGAUAGAAUUGAUUGGGAAGAAAUCGCCGAUGUGACUUUAACCACUCUACUUAGGUCCGUUUCAAGGAAAUUGGCUAUUUCAGAGACGAAAUCUUCAACAACGUGGAACGCAUUGGUCCCUAUCGUAUCCAACAAAGAGCUAUCCAAAUUAAAGAAACGUCUGAUCCACACGAUCGAACGGCUCGAUGGCACCAGGGAAUCAGAUAUCGUGGAAAUCGAGAGCAACGACGGCCACGAUAUCGCGUCCUCUUAA
This is a messenger RNA of Habropoda laboriosa, 4621 nucleotides long. It is a transcript of the gene BBS9, whose product is annotated as protein PTHB1. Lineage: Eukaryota; Metazoa; Arthropoda; Insecta; Hymenoptera; Apidae. Gene Ontology annotation, molecular function: ligand-gated monoatomic ion channel activity. Gene Ontology annotation, biological process: cilium assembly. Gene Ontology annotation, cellular component: membrane; BBSome. Bases 17 to 4621 code for a protein of 1534 amino acids. The transcript has 21 exons. The record is from RefSeq and is a predicted model, not a curated record.